CAUCACCCUGUUUGAGAAAGUCUCUGCUAAAAUUCAAAUAAAAAAUAAAUAAAUUGGGGAACUGUUGUUUUAUGGGAUUGGCGGAAUUUUGUUUCAUAAUUGAGAAAAUGAAUAUCCAUUAUAGCAUAUAGGAAAUUUAAAAGGCUUGAAAUAAGACUGCUUAAUAUAGAAAGUACUGCAUGUAGUGUACUAUUACAGCAUGUUUCACAAAUUGUGACUUACUUUUGUUUCUUUUAAAUAUCUUUUUUAAGGAGGAGUUUGGGAUACAAGUAUUCCAUAAAGACAUUUUAAGUAGGGUGUUAACUUUUGUGGGUAUGUAAUAGAAAAAGCAGGACAUAUACACAAGCAGGAGAUAUAUCUUCUGAAGAAAUAGCUACGGCUUCCUUUUAGAACAUCAUAGUAAGAACUGUUAUGAUAAGCUUCGCUUGGGCUUAUCCGACCCCCUCCCAAACUGAAAGGUCUAGAGCUAUCGGGGAUAUAAAGCAGCAUAUUCAUAUAUUCCGGUUGUAGAACAUGGUACGCACUACUAAAAACAAACUUCAACGCAAAUUGUAAUUACAAAUACAAUUAUCUCUCUCCGCGCGCUAAAAAAGAAACGCGUUGCGAUCGACGGGCCAGCCUACCCCUCACUCCUCGGGUCUACUGAGGAACUGCGCGCCAAGGCCUUUAAGAUGGGCGGCUCCCAAACUGAAAGUUCCGUUCAGGACUGGCUGCGUACAGCUGGGCGACGGCGCUCUCUGACUGGGCAAGGCAACCAUAUUAAGAAGGUGCAGAGCGGACAGGGCGCUCGGGCUGUGAGUAGAGCUGGCUGAGAAGCCGAGUGGGGAACGGGGCGUCCGUGGGCUGGCGCGUUCGCCGCCGGGCUCGAGAAGAGAAGCGAAAAAGCCGGCAUCUUCUCGGAGGCGGCCGUGCGACUAAGUACGGGCUAGCUCCGACUGUGCUUCAGGGGACCCGUGAAUCAAGUGGCGCACGCAUCUCUGCCUGAAAAAAAAGGGGGCGCCCUCCGAACCAUGAGCAAAUGUCCUGAUUGUUGCAGCAGAUGAGUUGGCAGGAUGAGAGCCAUCAGUGAACCUGCUGAAUCCAUUGUGUGUGAUGAAAAUUAUUUGGGUCUUUCUAGAUCUCUUCUUCUUUGUCAACACUCUUUUGAUACAUAAAAGGCAUAAAACAAGGCCCAGCUAUUGAAGAUCAACAAGGAAGGCAGAUACUGCAUUUGGAAGCAAGCCUCAUGACGUGGCUUUUCUUGUUUAAAACACACACGGAGAACUUUAAAGGGACAGUGGCCUGUGAUGACAUUUUGCAGAGUGCCAGCAUCCCUCCUUUACCAGCUUGAACAGGAACUGGAUACAGAUGAAAAGGAAACCAUGCUCUUCUUAUGCAGAGAUCUCAUGCCUGACUUAUGUAUGUCUGAUGUCCAACAGCUCUUGACAGCUUUGAAUGAGAAGGAGAUACUGACCACCAUCAAUUUAUCUGAACUAUUAUACAGGCUGAAAAGAUUUGACUUGUUAAAGAGGUUCCUGGGGACCGGAAGAGCAGCUGUAGAAGCCACUUUGGCCAAUCAUCCUCAGAUGUUGUCAAAAUACAGGGUGCUGAUGGCUGAACUCAAUGAAGAUCUGGACAAAGAAGACUUGAGAUCUCUCUCUUUUCUUCUAAAAAAUGAUUUUGGUACAUCCCACAAGGAGAAGAGUUUUCUGGCAAUUAUAACUGACCUUGAGAAGCUAGAUCUGAUAUCUCCUGAUCAUCUGGAUUUAAUAGAAAACUGCUUCCUGACCAUUCACAGGACAGACUUGGCAAAAAAAAUUGAGAAGUACAAACUAGAAGUUCUAGGUCACUUUCCAACAAUGAAUGCAAGCACUCUUCAGGUGUCCUUUCCCAAGUUAUCUCUUUCUGACCCUCCAAAGAUUGUGAACAAGGGAAGGGCGAUGAACGGAGCCUGUGCUGUCCAGGCAGAAGAGAUUCACAUAUCCAUUCCAGAAACAAAAGAAGGCUUAGCACAGGCCUCUAACAAGUACAGAAUGCAAAGCAAUCCUUUAGGAGUGUGCCUGAUUAUUGACUGCAUUGGCAAUGAUGCAGGUUUGUUGAUGGAUACAUUUAAAGCGCUACAUUUUGAAGUACAUUGUCGACUGUUUCUGACUAUGGAGGCAAUGAUGCAUGAUUUGUAUGAAGUAGCAAGGCUAAAAGCACACAAAGACGCAGAUUGCUUUGUUUGUGUGCUUGUCAGUCGAGGAAACCAUCAAAGUAUAUUCUGCACAGACCACGUUGUUCCAGGAUUCCAACUGGAAAGGCUGAAGGAUUUCUUUACUGGCGAGAGAUGUCCCGAUCUCUUAGGAAAACCCAAGCUCUUUUUUAUCCAGAACUAUACUGAGCCACAAAAUUGGCAACAAAACACCAGCCUGACAGAGGCGGAUGGAAAUCUGUGUACUAUCCCACAAGUGGCAGAUAUUCUCUGGAGUCACUGCAUGUUGGAUGCCUCUGCGUUGGAGAGAUCCCCAACCUUGUCAUCCUAUUAUCUCUCCGCUUUGGCUGACCUCCUGAUAGAUCCUCAUAAGAGAAAGCUGCCUCUCCUGGAUAUUCUUGUGGAGCUGAACAACAGAAUUUAUGAGUGGAAUAGGAUUAAUCCUGCAGAACAGUAUUUACUCCUAUUGAAGCACACCCUGAGGAAAAAACUUUUCCUGUCUGGCAACUAAAGGCCCUUGUGAAGCCUUUCAGAGAUUGCCGUCCAUCAGUUUCUCUUGGAGAGUCAAGCUUAGUAUAUCUGGUAGCAUUCAGAAAUAUGUUGUACUUUUAAACCAAGUAAUUCUAGUUUCAGAGAAUUGCUGGUCUUAGAGAACAAAUAGUAGGAAUAAAUAGCUAUUCUUACAAUUUAUUACUUAAGAUUUUGUUGCAGGCCAUACCACUGGAUAUGUACCUUAUUUAUAUAACUCAUCUUUUAUCAUCUUUCUUAGAGGUUCCUUCAGAGAAGUAUAUUACUUUCUGCCCUUAUGAAUAUACGUUCAAACAAAAGCCAAGGUGGAUAAUAACGAGGCACCAUGUUUAUCUCAGUGCACAGGUGUAGUUAAAAGUAAUUGAACAGAAUUAACGUUUGCCUGUAUUGAGCCACAAAUAGCGUAAGGAAAUAGUGCUUGGUUGGAAGGGCCUUCCUGUAGAAAUGGCACUGGAAAAGGAGGUUGAAAAUUGGGGACAUUUCUGAGCUUUGCCAACGUUAAUACUUGGUUUUAUCAUCUUGUUCAUAGUUUUAAAGGUCUUCCCUAAUCUCCUCCAGGUGUGCUCUUCUAUAGUCCCAUCAUUUCUAUAAAAGCACAUCUAGUGGCCAAGGGAGGCUGUAGUUAAAUGUAGCUAGUGUAUAAAUUGGAAUCAUAUAAUGAGCUCCAUAAUAGCGUACAAGUAAACUCAGAUUAGGU
Molecule: messenger RNA, 3398 nt
Organism: Python bivittatus (Burmese python)
Lineage: Eukaryota; Metazoa; Chordata; Lepidosauria; Squamata; Pythonidae
Gene: CFLAR
Product: CASP8 and FADD like apoptosis regulator
Biological process (GO): proteolysis; regulation of apoptotic process
Molecular function (GO): cysteine-type endopeptidase activity; protein binding
Source: RefSeq, a predicted model, not a curated record